AAUCUGUUAUUGUGGUUGGCGUCGUCGUCGUCAAAGGGGAUUACAUGUUGAUGCACCCCAGAUGGAGAAGUUCCUGCAAGAGAUGGCGAAGGAGAAGCCGGUGAGAUUCACUGCUCAGCAGCUCCGUGAAUUCACGAGUAAUUACUCGACCAGGUUGGGAUCUGGGGGUUUUGGAGUGGUCUAUGAGGGGCAGUUUUCGGAUGGGGUCAAGAUCGCAGUGAAGGUGCUUGAGAAAAGUUCUGAGAAAGCGGUAGGGGAGCAGUUCAUGGCAGAGGUAGGCACAAUUGGAAGAACAUACCAUAUUAAUUUGGUUAGACUUUAUGGUUUUUGCUAUGAUCAAAAUAUGAGUGCGCUUGUAUAUGAAUUCAUGGAAAAUGGAUCACUUGAUAAAUACUUGUUUAAGGAGACGCGAAAGAUUGAGUGGGAAAAAUUACAUGAAGUCGCAAUAGGGACAGCCAAGGGUAUUGCUUAUUUGCAUGAAGAAUGUCAACAGAGAAUCAUACACUAUGAUAUAAAGCCUGCAAACGUACUCCUUGAUGCAAAUUUUUUCCCUAAAGUUGCUGACUUUGGGCUCGCAAAGCUCUGCAAUAGGGAUCUUUCUUACAUGUCAAACACUGGGUAUCGAGGAACUCCUGGUUAUUCUGCUCCAGAAUGCUUUAUGAAGAAUCUUCCUGUAACAUACAAAUGUGAUGUAUACAGUUUUGGAAUGGUAUUGUUUGAGAUUGUUGGGAGGAGAAGAAACACAGUUGUGGGUUCCUAUGAAACUCUUGAUUGGUUUCCUAAACAUGUAUGGGAGAGUUACGAGAAAGGUGAAUUGGUUGAGAUGAUAAAGACUUGUGGGAUUAAAGAUGAGGAUCAGGAAAAAGCAGAGAGAAUGUCAAUAGUGGCAUUAUGGUGUGUUCAAGACUCACCAGAGGUAAGGCCACCAAUGAGUGCAGUGGUGAAGAUGCUAGAAGGCGGUGUGGAGAUCAUGUCACCUCCUAGACCCUUUAAUUAUAUGUACUCAGUAGGGAUGAAUGCAGCCCAGCCACCAAUGAUUUCCACUAGUUCGAGUUUCUUCUCAAGUGAAGAAAACAAAUCUUAUUGGUAUAAAGAGACCACACCUAUAGAGAAGGAUGAAAUACAAAUCAUCACUCAUUGACAAUACUAAAAUCUAAGUUCCAAAAAGUUUAUUCAUGUUUUGUUUUAAUAGAUUGCUAUUAUGUAAAGUUUCUGUUGGGGCUAUGGCAUGAAAGCUGCAAAUGGAAGGAAAAUAAAAUGCAAAUGCAAUGAUACAAGGGCUGCUCUAAAUUAUGUGUUGCAACAUGAUAGCAUAGUAGUGGGCUAGCAAUAAAUUGUCUAAAUUUCA
This is a messenger RNA of Rubroshorea leprosula, 1348 nucleotides long. The record is from the annotation of a GenBank genome assembly. NCBI's taxonomy places the organism in Eukaryota, Viridiplantae, Streptophyta, Magnoliopsida, Malvales, Dipterocarpaceae.